Messenger RNA from Neoarius graeffei (lesser salmon catfish), 1263 nucleotides. Its product is annotated as putative nuclease HARBI1. Bases 1 to 1263 code for a protein of 420 amino acids. Lineage: Eukaryota; Metazoa; Chordata; Actinopteri; Siluriformes; Ariidae. The record is from RefSeq and is a predicted model, not a curated record. The transcript has a single exon.
AUGGCGGCCCCCAUAGUAGUAGUAUUUUCAGUGCUGCAGACGCUGCUAAGUUUAUUCGCAUUAUUGAGACAAAAUUUAGAGGAGUUGCAGCGACUAGGCGAGCGGCGGAGACGCUUACACGGCCACACGCGUCAGAUUCUUUUAAACCCACCACGACGUGUAACUAGACGGGCCAAAAGAAGAAGAUUUUGGGUGAGACCGGGAAGAACCAGUAGCUGGUGGGACAACUUCGUGAAUGGUGUUGUCGUGGACGCAGAGUGGAGAGAGAACUUUCGGAUGUCCAGAGCUUCACUUGUGGCCCUGAGCGAAGAACUUCGUCCUCAUAUUGAAGGCCAAACAACCAACAUGAGAGAAGCGAUUGGACCAUUAAAGAAGGUCGCUUGCACGCUGUACUACCUGAGCGACGAGGGAAGGCUACGGAAGACGGCUAACUCCUUUGGCCUGUCGCGGCAGGCUGUCUCCAUCAUCGUAAGGCAGACAUGCAAAGCCAUCGCUCUCCACCUCGGUCCGAAAUAUAUCAAGCUGCCCUUCACAGAACCCGAGGCAGAGGAGCUUGUGUCUGGCUUUCACUGUGUACAUGGCAUGCCACAGUGUUUGGGAGCGGUCGACGGGACCCACAUUGAAAUCAAGCAGCCAUCAUCCCACGCCAUGGACUACAUCAACAGAAAGGGUAAACAUUCAUUAAAUGUACAAGCAGUGUGUGACUACAAGUACAGAUUUAUGGAUGUAGUUAUAAAGUGGCCUGGCAGUACGCACGAUGCACGAGUGUUUGCUAAUUCAAAGAUCAGCACCUACUUUAAAACCGGCAAGAUUCCAGCAUUGAAAAAGCAGAUAGUGGAUGAUGAGGAACCCAUCCCCAUAUUUCUCCUGGGUGACCCAGCCUAUCCACUACUACCUUUCCUGAUGAAGGAAUAUUCAAACGGUGGUUCCACGCCACAAGAGCAGUACUUUGGGUUAUGUUUGUGUAGGGCACGCAUGGUCAUUGAGUGUGCUUUUGGUCGGCUGAAGGCCAGAUUUGCAUCCCUGAGAAGAGCAAUGGACAUUAACCUCAGUGACUUGCCCUAUGUAAUUUAUGCCUGCUUUGCUCUCCACAACUACUGUGAAGAAAACAGUGAGACCAUGGACGAACACUGUGUGGAGAGUGCUGUACAAUGUGACCAGGAAGUACAGCCUUCCACACAAAGCAACAGUUACCUGACUGACUGUAAUGAGACAGAGGGGAGAAGGGUCAGAAGAGUGAUUACAAAGUUCCUUGACCCUUGA